CAAGGAUGUACUUGAAACAUCGAAGUCGCUUGAGCAUGCCCCAAAGUAGGGGGCCAACGAUGAAACCUUGAACCCGGGCACGGGAUUCAAACCCCAUGGGGAUUCCCCAGAUUUUCCGGCCCCUUAGGGUCAAAUCGGUCGCUCCUCCGCCCCUAAUUCGAACCCUGUUAGGAAGGCAAGAAUGAUGAUCGCUCCUAGUUGCGUUUCUCAUGGCUCUGAACAAACGAAAUCCAAUUUCCCGCCAAUGACAUUUUGCACUGCCUCCAAAAAGCCGUUGGUAUCGACAUGGGAGGAAAGAGUACUAUAAGAAUGGCAACAACAGGCGGCUUCUUCUCAGGUCUCACACCAGAGCAGACCUGCCAUCACCACAAGAACAACCCCGUCAAGCCCUUUCCAAACCUCCUCAAAAUGAAGUCUGUUACUAUUUUGGCCAUGUCCCUUGCGGGCGCAGCUGUAGGCGUUUCUGGUGCGGCGACGACCACAUUCCCGGAGGCGACCGGCGAGACUGCCCUCCCUACCCCCAUGCUCGUUUCCGGCGCGUUCGACGGAGGCAUGAAGCGGUACAACCGAGACCCCGACACCUGCGAGAACCAGACGGAGACGGGUGAAGACGCGGCCAUGUUUAUCGUCGAGGACGGAGGAAGCAUCUCCAACGUCGUCAUUGGCAAGGCUCAGGGUGAAGGUAUUCACUGCCGGGGUGCUUGCACCCUGACCAACGUGUGGUGGGAGGCUGUCUGCGAAGACGCCGCCACGUUCAAGCAGGCCGAAGGCAACUCCUACGUCAUCGGCGGCGGAGCUCGUGGUGCCUCGGACAAGGUCUUCCAGUUCAACGGCCGCGGAACUGUGUCGAUCGAGGAUUUUUAUGCCGAGGAUUAUGGCAAGGUUGUCCGGAGCUGCGGUGACUGCACGGACAAUGGAGGACCUCGCAAUGUGGUCAUUGACGGCAUGGUCGCCAAAGACGGUGGACCACUGUGCGGUAUCAACACCAACUUCGGCGAUACCUGCAGAAUCUCGAACUCGUGCCAAACUGACGGCAAGUCGUGCGACAGGUACGAGGGCGUCGAGAAAGGAGAGGGUGACACGGAGAAGAUCGGGAGUGGCCCGGACGAUAUUUCCUGCUUCGUGACCGCGCUCACGGAGACGUGCUAA
Messenger RNA from Chaetomium fimeti, 1149 nucleotides. Its product is annotated as pectate lyase-domain-containing protein. Gene Ontology annotation, molecular function: pectate lyase activity. The transcript is spliced from 4 exons. Gene Ontology annotation, biological process: pectin catabolic process. NCBI's taxonomy places the organism in Eukaryota, Fungi, Ascomycota, Sordariomycetes, Sordariales, Chaetomiaceae. Bases 286 to 1149 code for a protein of 287 amino acids. The record is from RefSeq and is a predicted model, not a curated record. Gene Ontology annotation, cellular component: extracellular region.